UUAUCCAGGUUUGCACAAAAUUUUGAAGUUUUCCUGUGGGAGAUGUCUUUCAUCAAGUUUACCACAGCUGUGAAGUAUAGCAUGUUCAUCCUGGUUUUCAUGCUAGGAUGCACACCUUCAAACACAUCAUCCUUGAAUGUGACAGUUGGAGGAAUUGCUAAAAUGCCAUGUGGACUCCAAGAUGAGCCAUUAGAGGAUCAAAUUUUGUACCUACAAAAGGGUCAAUUGGUACUGUUUGAACUGAAAUAUGGGACCCCAAUAACAGAACAUUUAAACCCUCAGUACUUGAACCGCACCUGGAAGGACCCAAACAGCUUGUCUGUCUUUUUUAAAGGUAUCCAAAUAAAUGAUGAAGGGGAAUACAAUUGCAUUGUUCUUCACAAGACACGUUCAGGACAUUCUAAAACACAUUCAUCAACCAUCACUUUGAACACCUUCAAAGACUUCAGUGUCCCAGUAAUCAUCAAAAUGACAUCUGAUAGUUAUCUGAACUGUGGAGUUCCCAUCAAUCUCACCUGCAUCUCCAGCCAGGGCUACCCAGAGGACACGUUGUCUUGGGACAUCAAAGCGAAAAAUGCCACCUGGCAAGAUUGUGAGAUAAUUAAAACUGAAGCAGUAAGGGAUCCUCACACCCAGCUGUUCAACCUCACCAGUGUCAUGCAGAUCAGUCUCACGAAAACCCUGACCAUCUGUUGCUCAGUCAGAAACAGCUCAAUUGUAAUGGAAGUGAAAUGCAAUGAUACAGUGCGCAUAGACCCUAUAGUUCCUCCUCCUAGUUCAAGACAUGCCACAGGAACUGGGAUUGCAGUGUGUUUUUUUGUGCUGCUUCUGAUUGGAAUCAUCAUCAGAAAAGUGGUCCAGCAGGAGUAAAAUGAAAUAAGGAAUGAACAAUGAUUUUUCUAAUCAAUAGUCCAUGCUGCUAAGACGUUUACAAUAUUUAAUACAUUUUUCAUGGUGCCAAAAAAUAGUUUGACAAGUAGUUUCUCAAGUUGAAGAGCUUAAAUCUUUCUACCCAGAAUCAGUGAUUGAAAUGAAAUGGGAAUGUUCCACUCUUACGAAAAACAGUCACAUUUGUAAAUAUGCAGUCCUCUUACUAAAAGCCAAAGGAUACAUAGAGUGAAAUAUCAGGAUAUUUUUAAAUAGAAUGUCUGCUGGAAGAUGUUCCUUCUCUGGAAUAACACUCCUUCUGACAACUUCAAACUGAAAGGCUGCCCAUGCUCUGGAUCUACAGAGAUGAUGAAUGUGCCUCCUAUAAAGGACAAUCUUUAUCAAAGACAAGUCAUGGAGCCUUGCAUAACUAGGAGGCUUUUCUGAUUGGACACUGCUUACUACUACCUUCUGGCCUCCAUUUUCUGAACAUUUCCUUACAUUUAUACAGCACUUUUCUGGAAACUCCAUUCAAAGCACUUUGCUGGUAAUGGGGAC
Messenger RNA from Lepisosteus oculatus (spotted gar), 1425 nucleotides. Lineage: Eukaryota; Metazoa; Chordata; Actinopteri; Semionotiformes; Lepisosteidae. The record is from RefSeq and is a predicted model, not a curated record.